AUGUCCCCCUCUGCAGACCUCCCCGAGACGCGCGAGACGCUCGAGGCCAUCGCCGCCGCCGACCAGACCCAGACCAUCGCCGAGCUGCGCAAGACGGUCACUUCCGAGACAACCCCGCUGCCACUCCGCUUCCGCGCUCUCUUCUCACUGAAGCACGUCGCCUGCAACAGCAAGGGCCCCGACAGCACCGCUGCCAUCGAGGCUAUCGCCGCCGGCUUUGCCUCCCCCUCGGCCCUGCUCAAGCACGAGCUCGCCUACUGCCUCGGUCAGACCGGAAACCUUGCCGCUGUCCCCUACCUGCGCGAUGUCCUCCGCAACCUGAAGGAGGACCCCAUGUGCCGCCACGAGGCCGCCGAGGCCCUUGGCGCGCUGGGCGACGCCGGUCAGCUGGAUAUCCUCAAGGAAUUUAGAGACCGCGAGGGCGAGGAUGUCUGCAUCACCGAGACGUGCGAGAUCGCCAUCGACCGUAUCGAGUGGGAGAACUCGGAGCAAAGGAAGUUGGAGAAGUUGCGCAAGAGUGACUUCACCUCCGUAGACCCUGCGCCCCCAAUGGAGGAGUCCCAACGCACCGUCGAAGAGCUUGAGAAGACCCUCAUGGACCCGAAGCUGCCCCUCUUCCUGCGCUACCGCGCCAUGUUUGCCCUGCGCGAUCUCGCGUCGCCGCCCGACCUGCCGACCGCCGUCCCCGCCGUGAACGCCCUGGCCAGGGGGUUCGCCGACUCGUCCGCCCUUUUCCGCCACGAGAUCGCUUUCGUCUUUGGCCAGCUGUCGCAUCCGGCGUCGAUCCCCGCACUGACAGAGGCGCUCAGCAACACCGAGGAGGCCAGCAUGGUACGGCACGAGGCCGCCGAGGCGCUGGGCAGCCUUGGCGACGAGGAGGGCGUCGAGGACACCCUCAAGAAGUUCCUCCACGACAAAGAGAAGGUCGUGCGUGAGAGCGUUAUCGUGGCGUUGGACAUGGCCGAGUUCGAGUCCAGCGGCCAGGCCGAGUAUGCGUUGAUCCCCGAGUCCGCCAAGGCGGCUGCUUAG
This is a messenger RNA of Colletotrichum spaethianum, 1029 nucleotides long. RefSeq names its product deoxyhypusine hydroxylase. The record is from RefSeq and is a predicted model, not a curated record. The transcript is spliced from 2 exons. Gene Ontology annotation, biological process: peptidyl-hypusine biosynthetic process. Gene Ontology annotation, molecular function: deoxyhypusine monooxygenase activity. NCBI's taxonomy places the organism in Eukaryota, Fungi, Ascomycota, Sordariomycetes, Glomerellales, Glomerellaceae. The coding region runs from base 1 to 1029 and encodes 342 amino acids.